Aspergillus mulundensis is the source of this 3921-nucleotide messenger RNA. RefSeq lists its product as uncharacterized. The transcript is spliced from 3 exons. NCBI's taxonomy places the organism in Eukaryota, Fungi, Ascomycota, Eurotiomycetes, Eurotiales, Aspergillaceae. Gene Ontology annotation, biological process: glutathione metabolic process. Bases 1 to 3921 code for a protein of 1306 amino acids. Gene Ontology annotation, molecular function: 5-oxoprolinase (ATP-hydrolyzing) activity. The record is from RefSeq and is a predicted model, not a curated record. Gene Ontology annotation, cellular component: cytosol.
AUGGCCACCCAGGGCAUCCGAAUUGCUAUCGACAGGGGCGGAACGUUUACCGAUGUGUGGGCUCAAGUUCCCGGCCGCGAGGAGCACAUAGUCUUCAAGAUCCUCUCGGUAUGUCCCGAUGAGUACGAUGACGCGCCAACAGAGGGUAUUAGACAGGUUCUCGAGAUUGCCUCAGGAGCCUCAAUACCCAGGGGCUCAUUAUUAGACCUCGAGCCCAUUGAGUCAAUCCGCAUGGGAACAACAGUCGCAACCAAUGCUUUAUUGGAACGAAAGGGAGACCGGGUGGCCUUCCUCGUCACAAAGGGCUUCCGGGAUAUCCUGUUUAUUGGCAACCAAACCAGACCCAAUCUAUUUGAUCUUUCUGUUCAACGGUUAGAGCAGCUUUACGAAACAGUGGUUGAAGUUGAUGAGCGUAUCACUAUUGAGGGAGCUAGCGAGGCCCCUGAACCUGAAACUCCCAUCGACGUCUCGUCAGAUCCGGCGCUGGUCACGGGCCAAACUGGCGAGAUUGUGCGAAUUAUGAAGAAACCGGACCUUGGGGCUGUUCGGGCAGACCUUGAGAAACUCAAGGCCCAAGGCUUUCAGAACAUUGCCAUCGGUUUCAUGCACGCUUACACCUAUCCAGAGCACGAGCUCCAGGUGCAGAAACUUGCCGAAGAGAUGGGUUUCAAGGUCUCUGCUUCUUCUAUUCUUCAAUCCAUGGCCAAGUUCGUCCCUCGAAGUCAAUCGGCCGUUGCAGACGCUUACCUUACUCCUAUGACCUUUGCCUACCUUGAUGGUUUCCGCAAGAACUUCAAGGGCCAGUUGGAAGAUGAGAGUGCCAACAAACUUCUUAUCUGCCAAUCAGAUGGUGGCUUGACAAGCUGGGCUAAGUUUACUGGCUUACGUGGUGUUUUGAGUGGCCCUGCUGGAGGUGUCGUUGGCCUUUCGAGAACAUGUUACGAUGAUGCUGAUGGCACUCCCGUCCUAGGCUUUGACAUGGGCGGAACCAGCACGGACGUCUGUCGGUUUUCCGGCUCUCUUGAACAUAUUUUCGAGAGCACCAUUGCAGAAGUCUCACUCCAAACGCCAAUGUUAGACAUCAAUACCGUUGCUGCCGGUGGUGGUUCUAUUCUAGCAUGGGAGAGUGGCCUCCUUAAAGUUGGCCCUAGCAGUGCUGGUGCCAAUCCUGGACCUGCCUGCUAUGGCCGUGGAGGCCCUCUAACUGUCACUGACGCCAACUUCCUCCUCGGUCGAAUCAUCCCUGAGACCUUCCCUCGCAAGUUGGAUUUCGAUACUGUCAAGGAGAAGUUCAGCGCCCUUGCGGACAAGGUCAACAGUGAAAAGGACGGCGGUGAACCGUUCACUCCAGAAACUCUGGCUCUUGGCUUCCUGGCUAUUGCGAACGCCACCAUGACUCGACCUAUCAGAACCCUCAGCGAAGGGCGCGGCUACGGCGCAGCUAGCCAUAAUUUGGGUUGCUUUGGAGGUGCAGGGGGCCAGCAUGCUGUGUUUGUUGCUCGCGAUCUGGGUAUCAAGCGGGCUAUCAUUCCCUCGUACUCGAGUAUCCUUUCUGCCUACGGAAUGGCUCUGGCGGAUGUGGUUGUUGAGAACCAAGAGCCGGCUGCCAUCACCUUCUCUGAAGCAGCCGUGUCCGAGAUCAAGGCCCGCCUUGCAUCGCUGUCAGAUCGAGGAGCCAAAGGUCUUGAAACUCAGGGCUUUGAUGCUUCAUUGACAGAGCACGAAUGCUUCUUGAACAUGAGGUAUCAGGGAAGUGAUACCUCUUUGAUGAUCGCACUGUCUGAGGAUGUGGCAGACGCCGGUAAUGCAUUUACUGCCCGGCAUACACAGGAGUUUGGCUUCUCGCAAUCUCGCAACAUCUUGGUCGAUGACGUCCGUGUCCGAAGCGUGGGCAAGUCUCGAGUGCUGAACAUUUCCAGCCCAUUCGAGGAGCUCAAGAAGUACAACUCUAACGAUCUGACACCAUGCCCGACUCCUGCUUUCUCGCGCCAGAUCUUCUUUGAGAAGUAUGGUUGGACGGAGACUCCCGUGUACGAGCUCAAGUCAUUGAGCGCUGGAGUGCACAUCACCGGCCCCGCUAUGAUCAUCGACAAGACUCAAACCAUUGUCGUCGACCACCUGAGCAAGGCUAUCAUUCUUCCUGAACACGUCGUUCUCGAAGUUGACCGGGCAGAUCAGCAAAUUGUUGACACCCAGACUGUCGACCCCGUGCAGCUUAGUGUCUUUGGCCACCGCUUCAUGACAGUGGCGGAGCAGAUGGGACACACGAUGGAGAAGACAUCGAUUUCAGUCAACAUCAAAGAACGUUUGGACUAUUCUUGCGCCAUCUUCUCCGCCGAUGGAGGCCUCGUGGCAAACGCUCCGCAUAUCCCCAGCCAUCUUGGGUCCAUGAGCUCUGCGAUUGCGUAUCAGGCGCAAAAGCACAAGGGUGAUUUGAAGCCAGGCGAUGUCAUUAUCAGCAAUCACCCCCGGGCUGGCGGCACCCAUCUGCCUGACAUCACCACUAUCACACCCGUGUUCGACGAGGAGGACAAGGAAGUCAUCUUCUUCGUCGCGAACCGUGGUCACCACGCAGAUAUUGGUGGUAUUGUGCCAGGCUCCAUGCCCCCCAACAGUACCGAACUAUGGCAGGAAGGUGCCGCUAUUGAAUCAUUCAAGAUGAUCAAGGAGGGUGUCUUUGAUGAAGCUGGUCUUAUCAAGCGUCUCUACGACGAGCCAGCGUCAUUCCCCGGCUGUAGUGGUACCCGGACAUUGGUUGAGAACAUUGCUGACCUGAAGGCUGCUGUUGCUUCGAAUCAGAAGGGUAUCGAGCUGAUCAAGGCCAUGGUCAAGGAGUUUACCUGGCCAACAGUCGAGCGCUAUAUGUACGCGAUUCAGGAGAACUCUGCUCAAGCAGUGCGCGAUCUCCUAAAACAGUUUGCUGCCAAAUACGAAGGUGGUGUUCUCAAAGCCACAGAGUACAACGACGACGGCAUCCCGUUCAAGCUCAAGGUAACCAUCGACAAGGAUACCGGUGACGCCGUCUUCGACUUCACCGGUACUGGUCCAGAGCACUCCGGCAACCUUAACGCCCCUCCCACCUGCUCAUACAGUGUCAUCAUGUACUGCCUCCGCUGCAUGAUUGCAACCGACAUUCCCCUCAACCAAGGCUGCCUCAAGCCCAUCAAAGUUGUCUGCCCCGACAACACCAUCCUAACCCCCUCCCCCACCGCCGCAACCGUCGGCUGCACAACCGAGACCUCGCAAAAGGUAACCGACCUCGUGCUGCGCGCCUUCAACGCCGCCGCCGCUUCCCAGGGCACAAUGAACAACCUCUCCUUCGGCUGCGGCGGCACAGAUCCCGUCACGGGUGAAGUUAAAAAGGGCUUCGGGUACUACGAGACCAUCUGCGGUGGUGUAGGCGCCGGAUUAGGCUGGCACGGCGCUUCCGCAACACAUUCACACAUGACCAACACCCGCAUCACGGAUCCGGAGAUAUUCGAGAAGCGGUACCCCGUCAUCUUGCAUGAAUUCUCGAUCCGGCAUGGAAGCGGUGGCGCGGGUCGAUGGCGCGGUGGAGACGGGUCUAUCCGUGAGAUUGAGUUCACGAUGCCCCUGCAGGUUUCGGUGCUUACGGAUCGACGCGUUACGGCGCCGUAUGGUCUUGAGGGUGGCAGUGAGGGAGCACGUGGUCAGAACAUCUGGGUGCGCAAGGACCCCGUUACUGGGGCCUCGCGGAUGGUCUCUUUAGGGCCCAGGAAGACAUCUAUGUUCGGUGCUGGAGACCGGAUCAUUAUCCAUACUCCAGGUGGUGGUGGUUAUGGUACCCCGGUUACAGAUGGAAGCGAGGUAAAUGACGUUGCAGUGAAGACACAAGACACGAGAUCAUUCUUGACGAAUGGGUCGUUAGGUGUGAGGCAUAGCAUUGCGACUGGAAAUUAG